GACGGGCGAGCGUGCCCGAGAGCGGCCAUUGUUGCCCUGAGGCGAGGCCAGGUGCGGCGGCCGCCGUUGCGCCUCAGUUUGCAAAUGGGAAAGUUUAACUUUCAAGAAGUCAAGAGCACAUAUUAGAUUAUGAAGAGAAACAAAAAAAAUCAGACUUGGCAUUUUGUUUUGCUGUGUCUGAAGGAUUAAACAAGGAAGAUGUGUUUACUUUCCCUGUGAACCAAAUAACCUGUUGGAGAAGCUGAUCAUGACUAUGUACUGAAGGCUUGAAAUAUCUGGGAAAAUGGGGGUCUUUGCAUUUCUUCUGACUUGGAGUUUAAUCUUAAACUUGACACAUGGGCACAGCUUAUUCACAUGUGAACCCAUUAAUAUCCCAAGAUGUUCUGGAAUGGGCUAUAAUAUGUCAUUUUUCCCCAAUGUGAUGGGACAUUAUGAUCAGGACACUGCAGCUCUCCGCAUGGAGCCAUUUCUUCCUCUUUUGAAUAUGGAGUGUUCGCCAGAUGUCCGUGCAUUUCUGUGCAAAGCUUUUGUGCCUGCCUGCGUGGAACCAGCACGUGUGAUUCAGCCAUGCCGAAGUCUUUGUAAAAGAGUGUACUCGCACUGUGAAGAACUGAUAGGCACUUUUGGAAUCACAUGGCCUGAGGAGCUUGAAUGCAACAGGUUGGAGGAUUGCGAUGAAACUGCUGCUGUCACUGCUUCUUUAACCACAAGAGCCCAUGACACUCGGAGGACCCCAGGACAGCCCAGAAGGGACUAUGGAUUUUGGUGUCCACGUCAUCUGCAGACCUCCAGUGGACAAGGCUACAAGUUUUUGGACAUUGAUCAGUGUGCGCCUCCAUGUCCCAAUAUGUACUUCAAUAACCAUGAGCUAGAUGUUGCGAAAAGCUUCAUUGGGAUUGUCUCGAUCUUUUGCCUUUGUGCAACUCUGUUCACAUUCCUAACAUUUUUGAUUGAUGUUAAAAGGUUCAGGUAUCCAGAGAGGCCUAUAAUAUAUUAUUCUGUUUGCUACAGCAUAGUGUCUCUCGUGUACUUCCUUGGAUUUGUCCUAGGAAACAGAACAGCCUGUAAUAAGGUAGAUGAAAAACUACAGCUUGGCGAAACGGUUGUUCUUGGUUCCCAGAACAAAGGCUGCACAAUUGUUUUUAUGGCUUUGUAUUUUUUCACGAUGGCUGGAACUGUAUGGUGGGUGAUCCUCACAGUCACUUGGUUCCUAGCCGCUGGACGAAAAUGGAGCUGUGAAGCUAUUGAACAAAAAGCAAUGUGGUUCCAUGCAAUUGCCUGGGGGAUGCCUGGCUUUCUCACAAUUAUGCUUCUUGCCAUGAACAAAGUAGAAGGCGACAACAUCAGUGGUGUUUGUUUUGUUGGCCUCUACGACUUGGACGCUUCUCGAUACUUUGUCCUUUUGCCUUUGUGCCUUUGCGUCUUCGUGGGUUUGUCUCUCCUUUUAGCGGGCAUAAUCUCCCUCAAUCAUGUGCGACAAGUCAUACAGAAUGACGGCAGGAAUCAAGAAAAGCUGAAGAAAUUCAUGAUUCGAAUUGGUGUCUUCAGUGGCCUAUACCUGGUACCUCUGGUGAUGCUCUUGGGAUGUUACAUCUAUGAGCAGGUGUACAGGAAGAUCUGGGAAACCACUUGGGUCUAUGACCAUUGUGAUGAGUUUCAUAUACCCUGUCCUUAUCAGGUCAAGCUACUAGCAAGACCAGAAAUAAUAUUGUUUCUUAUGAAAUAUCUGAUGACUUUAAUUGUUGGCAUCUCUCCAGUUUUCUGGGUGGGAAGUAAAAAGACCUGUUCUGAAUGGGCAAGUUUCUUCAACAGAAAUCGCAAAAGAGAUCCAAUCAGUGAAAGCCGGAGAGUGUUGCAAGAAUCAUGUGAAUUCUUCUUAAAGCACAACUCUAAAGCAAAGCACAAAAAGAAGCACUACAAGUCCAGCUCUCACAAACUGAAGGUGAUUUCAAAAUCAAUGGGCACUAGCACAGGUGUCACAACCAAUCAUGGGAUUUCCGCGAUGGCGAUCGCUAACCAUGAUUACUUAAGCCAAGAGACUUUCACUGAGAUCAAAAGUUUUGAUCUCAGUUGUCCAGAAACGUCUGAGAGAGAGAUGGAAGCAGAUGGGAUGCCCAAUCAGAAAGUGGAGGAAGAAGAGCUUGCACGCAGCGAACAGAGUGCAUCGCAAAAGCUCUCCAGCCCUAAAGUGCCUUUGGGACAGCUAGAAAAGAGAGGCAAGGCAGGCAACACGCAAGAUAUUGACAGCUUAUCUGAAAGCAUGAGGAGAGGGGCAGAAGGACGGGCAACUCCUAAAAGUGACAUUGUUGAAUCUCUUCCACUCCACGUCAGUCAUCCGCACCUUGACGUUUCCCAGCCAGGCAGCACCAAGGGGUCAGUCUUGCAAUUUGCCCACUCCUCUUCAGAUUCAAGAAAAGCUCAGGAGUCUGGUCAUAGUUCAAAUGCUUGAAGAUGAAACAUGUUACUUGAGUGCAAGUCAUGAGACAGAGGGGUUCUAUGUUACACUGAAAAUGACUGUUGCAUUGUGUUCUGUAAGUAAGCACUACACACACCCUUGUUUGCACUUCAGGCAAAGCUAAAAUUUUAUUGUAUCGAUGCCCAGCAAUAAGUUCAACCUCUGAAAUCAUACCAGUUAGCAGUAGAUUUAAGGGGGAAAGCAAUAUGCAUAUUACACCUUUAUAAGCUUUAUGUCAAAACAACAUGAAAAUUAUAGGGAAAGAGGCUUGAAAUUUUGAAAUAUAUUGGGGAAAACUUAAUAGUUUCCAUCUCCUGUUAGCAGUGCUAUUUACUGUUUAAGCUACAAGUGGGGAAUCUGUGGCCCUCCAGAUGUUGUUGGACUACAAUUCGCAUCAUCCCUGACCAUGCUGUGGUGGCUAGGACUGAUGAGAGCUGAAGUUUAAACCAUCAUAUAUGGUUAUGUUAUGCAGGGAAAAAAUUAUACAGUUUAUGGGAAGUGAUGAAGCGGAUGCAUCUUGCCAGAGUAACAGGGCAGAGCUAUUCUCUAAGGAUUGGCUUAAGGCACAACUGGGCAAGCAGUGACUUGAACUGCAAUUGAAUCAUAAUCCUCUGUCUGCUUCUGCCCACCUCAUUGCCAUCUCUGGCUUGGUUACCAGCGAAUCUGUCACCCUUCCUUACUAUCCAAUAUGGCAGGUGCUCCUUUACAUCCAACUCCAUGACCCUUUUGAUACACAGCCGUCGAAUGUUACCCAGAAAGAUAUUAGAACAUAAGAACAUUAGAAGUGCCAUGCUGGAUCAGACCGAGGGUCCAUCUAGUCCAGCACUCUCUUCAGACAGUGGCCAACCAGCUGUCGACCAGGGACCAACAAAGCAGGACAUGGUGCAACAGCACCAUCCCACCUACGUUCCCCAGCAACUGGUGCACACAGGCUUACUGCCUCGGAUACUGGAAGUAGCACGAAACCAUCAAGGCUAGUAGCCAUUGAUAGCCUUUUCCUCCAGGAAUUUAUUCAACCCCCUUUUAAAGCCAUCCAAAUUGGUGGCCAUCACUACAUCUUGUGGAAGUGAAUUCCAUAAUUUAAUUAUGCGCUUCUGUUCUUGCCAAAGCUGUGAAUUGCUUUUACAUAGUAGAACUGUAGUCUUACAAGGCAGUGAAAAAUGCAUUUAAUAAUAAUAAAUAAAAAUUGUGGUAAAGACACUGGGCAGAUGUUGGGCUAGAUAGCUCAGCGCAUCACAUUGCUAUGGGGUCUGGGUCCCGGUGCCUUCUCUAGGAGGCAGGUUAUUAUUGUUAAAUCCUUGGUGGGUUAUCUCAUAGGUUUAUAGCUCAUAGGUUUUAUUUUAUGGUAGUUUAUACACUGAAAUGCAAAGGGACCCGUAAAUCAAAAGCAGCUACUCUUGCACAAGUUUAAUACAGAAUUGCUGUUUUCUUAAUGCUUAAUAUAUAGUUCUUUCAAACCCUUCAGGUUUUUUUUGCUAAAGUGAGGUUGCAACGGAUUGGGGAGCAAAUCACUGUUCAGAUAUUGCAGGCAAUAAUUCUGGUAUCUAGUCAAACUGCUACAUUUCAAAGCUUGAUUUUGAACACAAUAUAACAAAUGUUUAUAAGGCGAUUUUCUGUUUAAAUGGGCACUGGAGCCCACUCCCCUUUUCUUCUUUAUCAUGCCCAUAUAGAAUAGACCUCUGAUGGACAAUAUACAACCCACAAUAUCUGUGAAGCUUGUUUUUGUAAUAAAAAAGGUUGUUCUAGUAAUAUAAGCUUUAACUUCUAUAAACUGUGUUUUAUAUUUCCUAUGGACAAAGGCAUUAGCUUGGAAAAAUAGGAAGAAAUUGUGGCAGGAGGGAGGGAUGAGGAAGGACAGGCAAGAGGUUGGGGCCUUCUUGGAUACCUUACACACAUUCCACAAUUGCCCCCUCAUGACCCCAAGCCACCAGUUUAAAAAAGAAAAAUAUUUUUUUAAUUAAAAAAAGAGGGAACUAGCAUAGCAAACCUCCUCAAAUAAAAACACACAAAGCAUUUUUAUCUCUCUAGUGGCUGCUGCUUCCCUCCAGUCUUGCACUAAAUGGGCUGGCUACUGGUCGCCCCAUGCUUCCACUCACACACUUCCUUUCCUUUCGCUCCACAUGCACUCUGUGCUGUUCAUCAGUAGUGGUCAAACUGUGAGGAAAAAAGACACUGGCUAAGUGUCUGCAUGCUGCCAUGUUCUGGUCUAUUCCAAUGGUGUCUGGACUGGAAAAACAUAAUUAGCCGAUGGUGAGGGGUGUCUCCUCAGUAUUACAAUGCAUCUUUCUCAUCUCAGCAGGGCACUGCCCUGCUGCACAGAGUGACUGGCCAUGGUUGGCAACCGCUCUGCCUCAUUCACAGAAUUUUUAAAGGGGGUCGAUGAAAAGUAGUCCUCUAUUUGUAACCCUCCUGUGUCUUCCUACCAUUUCUUAUGCCUGUCUUUCUUAUCACAACAAAAUUAGUUAAGGAGGAAAACAUGGUAUAGUUGCACCAUGAUUUUUUAUUGGGAAUGCUCAAAGCUGUCUGUCUGGAAGCACUUCUGGCCUUGAAAACCAUUGGGCCGUGUGUGGGCACAAAUUAAGCGCUACAUACAAAGAAGAGAGAGCCUUCCUAAGGCAAGGGAGUUUAUAGAAUUUGGGGGGUGGGAGGGAACAAGCUUUUAAAAAGUGCUUCUGGACAAGAGUUAUGAAAAACCAGGACUAAUGAUUUUGGUAAGAGAAGCUGUGUUCUUAAUUGUGGAUAGUAUACCUGAAAGGGAGUAUUAGCUUCUAAAAAGAGAAGUGCAGAGAAUGGGAAGGCUGGGGGGUGGGACCAUUGCUAUCACUCCUAAAAGCCCAUUCAUCUGUGUGUGAAUGUUUGAGUAGGGGUAACGCCAUGCUUGCUCAGCGGAAUGGGAAAGGCACUUCUCUUGUGCUUAGAGGCACUGUAAUAUAUUCUUGCUGGUUAGAAGAACUUUUCAUUUGACUACCGAGCUCAGCUGCAAUUUGAAGAACCUUGCUUAUAGCACUGACGUUAUUUUAACUGAUGCACUUCUCUUAGGUGAAUAAUGCUAAUAGAGAUAAGAGCAAUAUAACUGAUUCUGUAAUAUGAACAAUGUACUUUUGUUACUGUUCUGGAUCUCUACAUAUUUUUUAUUUGAAUUUUUAGGCUAGCAUUUCCCAUUUUGUAUGCAGCCCUGUUUUGCUUUUGUUUUACAUUCCACUUUAUGGGUUAUGUUUUGGACACUGUAUAAAACUACUUCCUAAAAAAUAAUGUAAAUGUCAACUUGAAUAAGAAAUUUAGUUCUGAUAAACCAACAUGUUUUUUUUUAAUCACGAUAUACUGAAUUUCGAAUGUAUUAUGUUCUCUGUAUUUUAUAACUUUGUAAUUUAUUGCCUUAAACAAAGAGCAUUGGUGGUUUUACUGGAUCCUUCCUUCUUUCCUGCACACAGUAUUCUUCUAACAAUUAGGGCAGACUGACAAUAUUGUAAAUAUUUCCUGUGAAAAACAACUUUAAUAUUCUCUUACUGGAACAUCUCUAUGUUUUUGUUUUGUUUUUUUAAAAAUUGUAUACACUUUGGCAUGUGUAUUUUUACUAUCAGAGUCAAUAAAGUUUUCUAUACUGUGUAAAA
This is a messenger RNA of Elgaria multicarinata webbii, 6066 nucleotides long. RefSeq names its product frizzled class receptor 6 (gene FZD6). The coding region runs from base 284 to 2449 and encodes 721 amino acids. Gene Ontology annotation, biological process: non-canonical Wnt signaling pathway; canonical Wnt signaling pathway. Gene Ontology annotation, cellular component: plasma membrane. The record is from RefSeq and is a predicted model, not a curated record. Lineage: Eukaryota; Metazoa; Chordata; Lepidosauria; Squamata; Anguidae. The transcript is spliced from 7 exons. Gene Ontology annotation, molecular function: Wnt-protein binding; Wnt receptor activity.